GCCUAACCAAUCCAGGGCCCCAAAAGUCAAAUUCUUUUGUUAGAGAGGGAUGGCGAAGGCAGCAGAGCCGGCUGCUUCUCCUCCUAAAAUCAUAUGGAACGAGAGAGAAAGCAAGUUUGAGACGGAGGAUAAACGAGCCUACCUCCAAUACUAUCUCCGCGACGUGACGCCAACGGUCGAAGAAGACGAGAAGAGGAAGAUCACGGUGAUGGACAUGGUCCACACUUUCGUGCCGGGGAGUAAAAGGGGCCUCGGCCUCGCCAACCGCCUCUGCGCUGCUGCGUUUGAUCACGCUCGCCGCAAUUCGUUGUUCGUCGUGCCCACCUGCUCGUACAUCUCGGAUACCUUUCUUCCUCGGAAUCCUUCGUGGAUGUCAGUUGUGUACAGUGAGGAUCUGAAGUCUUCCAUGUAAAGUAUGUUGAAUGCUUCUUUUCAAAGUGAUGUUUGUGUUGCGUGUUUAUGAAUCUUUAUUGACUGAAAUCCUGGUUGUAGUUUUUAUCCCUGUAAUUUUAUCUGUGUGUCCGUGGGGCCUUCUUGAGAUGCUUCAGUAAAUAAAUUAUAUACUUGCAUUGGACUUGUCAUCA
This is a messenger RNA of Asparagus officinalis (garden asparagus), 584 nucleotides long. Its product is annotated as acetyltransferase At1g77540-like. Lineage: Eukaryota; Viridiplantae; Streptophyta; Magnoliopsida; Asparagales; Asparagaceae. The transcript is spliced from 2 exons. Bases 50 to 412 code for a protein of 120 amino acids. The record is from RefSeq and is a predicted model, not a curated record.